AUGCUUACUUAAAGAAUUAACGAUUAAGCUUAAAGUGUUAGCCAAAAUAGAGGAGUAGGAAACAUGAGAGUAAAUUUAAACUCCGUAAAUCCUUACUUUCAGUACGAAACCAUUUCAAAAGGCGUUAAGGAUGAAAGAUUAGGCAAUAAUUAUAAAUACACUUAAAACAGUCUUUAAAAUUACAGCAUGAAUGAUAUGGAUAUACACAGAGUCAGUAAUGCGAACAAAAUUAAUCUGCAAAGUAAUGAUUUACUUCAAUACAAAAAGUUAUUGCCUCCCAAUUAAACUGAAAGAACGUACACCAAUACAUCUUCUCUCAGUAUUCCAUUAAAUAAUAUUUCGCAGCAAGCAGACUAGCGUAGAAGUGAUUAAAUGCUGGCAAUUCCUUCUAUUGUUUGUUUUAAUUGCUCAACAGCUCUUCAUUUAAACGAAUUAAAGCAACAUCAUGCAGAUAGAUGUGUGAGAGAAAAUCCACAAAUUGAUGGAUUAGAUUUAAAUAAAGCACUCAAACAAAUAGAUAAUAAAUUAGAAAGAAUUAAUGCUUACUUUGCAUCACUUUUAAAAGAGUAAAAACUACUUGAAAUUAAAGAAAGAAGGGCUUUAGUUUUAAAAGAAGUAAUUCAGAGAGCAUUGCAUUGCGACAACUAAUCAAUCUUUACUUAACUCUAAACUGAGUUAGAAUAAGAAUUCCCUUCCUCAUUUUCAUAAAUCCUCUCUGAUUAUCUUUCUUGUCAUGCUCAUCAAAUCAAGAACAUUAUUAAACUUAAAUUGUCAGUACUAUCUAAUACUUGCAAAUCAACCUCUCCAUUAAAACUGAAUACUUCAAAUAAUAAUUUUUAUUUGCUCCAAAACUUCAACUCAGCUCUUCCCAGCUAAAGUCAAAGAGUGCAAAGUGAAGCCACUCCCAGAAAUUUAGUUUUAAACAACACUGAAAUGAAUAUUUAAAAACCUACAUUUUCAGAUCAGGGAUUCCUUUCCCCUUAAUCGAAUUCUAAACAACUGCAGGGAAUUUUAAAAAAACCUGAAGUUAAUGUGAAUGCUGAUAGUAAAAAUUUAAAUCUAUUCAACAAAUAUCUUUCUAAUUAGCUAUAAACAAUAGUCAAUGUUUAAAAAAAUGAAAUCAAAAAUGAUAAUCAAAAAGGAAACACAAAAAGUAUCUCUUAACCAAAUCAAAGCGCCGUAAAUCUGGAAAGUAAUUCAAGCGCGUCUUAUUAUUUAUUAUCACAAUCUAAUGCUAAUUUAAAUUAAGUAAAUAAUUUUUCUACAACACAGCAAAACAUAAAAUACAUCCCUACAUUUCAAAUAAAUCUAAACUAAUAAAAUAUCAAUAACAAUUAGUCUAUAAGUAACCCUGCUUCAAGCAGUAGAAAUAAUUUGAAUGUCAAAGACACCAGCAAUAACUAAUCUAAAAUUUUAUAAGAAUACUACCAAAAUUAAUAAACACCUGCAAAUUAAAAUGCUUUAUCACUGAGUACUCUCAACUAAAAUAACAAUUCUAUCAAUAGUAAUCAGCUAACUUAAAUGAAUGGAUUGAAUUCUCCUUAAAGGUUUACCUUUGCAAAUAAUUAAUCAUAAACGUUUUAAAACACCAUAGAUACUACUAAUUCGCCAUAUCUUUUAAUUAAUCAACCAAGUUUUAGCACAUAGAUAUCUAAUAAUGGAAGCUAAUCAGCUUCUUUAGCUGAAAAAACUAGCAUGGGACAAUAACAAUUAUUCUUUCCUCCUUAACUACAUCUCAAAUAAAAUAGCUACGAAUACACCAGCAAUAAUAGCACUAAAUAAAGCCUAUCAACAAAUACACCUAGCAGUUAUCAAAAUAAAAAUACUGAAAAUAAUAAUAAUAGUAAUAGUAAUAUUAAUAUCUAUAGCAGCAGGUUAGUUAUGUAAAACCAGUAAAGAAGUGUUUCCCCUUAAUUUAAUUUGGCAUAGCAGUCACUUUAGAACUAACACGAUGAAAAAAUUAAAAAUUAUUUAUUAACUGAUAGGAUGGCAGACAAAUUAUCUUCGCCACAGAAUAAUCUAUUAUAUCCAAAGCCAUACUUUAAUUCUCCUUAAGCUUUUAAUAAUAACCAAUAAGAAUUAGUAUUAAAGAAUAUAACCUAAAAUGACUAGUAGUAGCAAUAAUAACAGCAAGGUCGCUCGUUUAAAAGUUAAAGAAUUCUUAAUUUCGACAUCAAAGAUUUAGGUAAAAUAAAUGUAGAACCAAAAGCAAAUAAUUUUGAAGAAAGUGUAAAAAAAAGUUUAAAUUCAAAUAAUUGUUCAACUUAUUAAACUUCGAUCUCAACAGACUAGGUGAGUUCUCAGUCAAUUUCACUUUCAAAAAAUGAAUUGAUAAAUAAGCUGAUGAAAAAGUAAAAGGAUUUGUAGAAUUUGUAAUUGCUUUCUUAAUAGUUAAAAUCAACUUAUGAGAGCCAUCAAGAAGAUUUAAACAAGGUCUACAGUAUUAAUCAAUUCAGUAAAUCCAAAUCCCCAAAUCCUUCUCAAAGGUAGCAGGUUUCUCAUAACUCAAGUAUCGCUAAUUAUAAUAAUGAAAACAUACAAUCCAUCUUAUUGAAACAGUAGAUUUCCAGUAAUAGUAACUCUACUGAAAUUACUCAAAUACUUUCUCCUGGCUAUGUUGGCUCAAUGAAUGAGAUUUUAAGUGAAGAAGACAAAAAUUUGCAAUCUAUUUUUUACAAUAUAUGUUUAACAGAAAAAAUGAACAUUCCUAAAAACCAUCUUGCCCAUAAAUUGCCAAUAAGCUUGCUUUUCAAAGAAGCUUUGGAAAUGAAUAUCAAAGGCGAAGAAUAAAUGAGAUAUUUCAUUCAGUAUGCCUUCGAAAACGCCACAACCUACAUUGACAUAGAUAAAUUAAAAAAAUCUAAUAAAAACUAAAUUUUUAAAAACAAUCUCGCAAACAAGUUACUGACGUAGUUAAAUUAGUGA
This is a messenger RNA of Tetrahymena thermophila SB210, 2925 nucleotides long. RefSeq lists its product as hypothetical. Lineage: Eukaryota; Ciliophora; Oligohymenophorea; Hymenostomatida; Tetrahymenidae. The transcript is spliced from 2 exons. The record is from RefSeq and is a predicted model, not a curated record.